This is a messenger RNA of Triticum urartu, 2079 nucleotides long. RefSeq names its product GTP-binding family protein (gene NSN1). NCBI's taxonomy places the organism in Eukaryota, Viridiplantae, Streptophyta, Magnoliopsida, Poales, Poaceae. Gene Ontology annotation, molecular function: GTP binding. Gene Ontology annotation, cellular component: nucleolus. The record is from RefSeq and is a predicted model, not a curated record.
CCCCUGCUUACCAGCCGCCAGAGCCAUCCAUACCUCCUCGUCGCCACCGGCUCUCCCUUCCUCCUCCUCCUCUCUCCUUCCCUCCACCGGCGGCGGCUCUCCCCUCCUCCUCGCCACCCCACCCCGCAGAGGCGUCGUCGUCGGCGGCAAGAUGCCGAAGAAGAGCAAGAAGAGCAAGAGCAAGCGGGUCACGCUCAAGGCGAAGCACAAGGUGCUGCGCAAGGUCAAGGAGCACCACCGCAAGAAGCGCAAGGAGGCGAGGAAGGAGGGCAAGACCGGCCGGAGCAAGGUCGAGAAGGACCCCGGGAUCCCCAACGAGUGGCCCUUCAAGGAGCAGGAGCUCAAGAACCUGGAGGUGCGCCGCGCCAUGGCCAUCAAGGAGCAGGAGGACAAGAAGGAGGCCCGCAGGGAGAGGGCUAGGAAGAGAAAGCUCGGAAUACCCGACGAUGAAGACAUGGCUAAUGACAAUGACGCAGCAGAGGUGACUGCUGCUUUAGCGGUGCCUAAGACCAAUGACCAUUCAGAGAGAGCCUUCUACAAGGAGCUGGUUAAAGUCAUCGAAGCUUCCGAUGUGAUUCUCGAGGUUCUUGAUGCAAGGGACCCACUGGGCACUCGCUGCGUUGACAUGGAGAAGAUGGUCAGGAAGGCUGAUCCAACUAAACGGAUUGUGCUGCUUCUCAACAAGAUAGAUCUUGUCCCCAAGGAGUCGGUAGAGAAGUGGCUUUCAUAUCUAAGGGAGGAAUUGCCAACUGUUGCAUUCAAGUGCAACACUCAAGAGCAGAGGACCAAGCUGGGAUGGAAAUCGUCAAAGCUUGAUAAAACAAGCAAUAUCCCACAAAGCAGUGAUUGUCUUGGUGCUGAGAACCUGAUUAAACUGCUAAAAAAUUAUUCCAGGAGUCAUGAGCUCAAGUUGGCAAUUACUGUGGGUAUUGUUGGCCUUCCUAAUGUUGGCAAGAGCAGUCUAAUCAACAGUUUGAAGAGGUCCCGUGUGGUUAAUGUCGGUUCUACUCCAGGGGUUACUAGAUCAAUGCAGGAGGUUCAGUUAGACAAGAAGGUGAAGUUGUUGGAUUGUCCUGGUGUUGUGAUGCUCAGAUCUACCAGCAGUGGUGUGUCUGUAGCUCUUCGUAAUUGCAAAAGAGUUGAGAAGAUGGACGAUGUAAUCACUCCUGUUAAAGAAAUCAUCAGUCUUUGCCCACACGAGAAAUUGCUGUCUCUGUACAAGGUGCCAAGCUUUACUUCAGUUGAUGAUUUCCUUCAAGAACUUGCUACACUCAGGGGGAAAUUGAAAAAAGGUGGUAUAGUGGAUGUGGAAGCUGCUGCAAAAAUAGUGAUUCAUGACUGGAAUGAAGGCAAGGUACCCUACUUUACACUGCCACCUAAAAGGGAUGUUGUGGAGGACGCCAAUGCGGUAAUUAUCACAGAAGAUGGAAGUGAAUUCAAUGUUGAUGAAAUUUACAAAGCUGAGUCUUCAUAUAUUAGUGGUCUAAAAUCUAUGGAGGAGUUCAGUCAUAUUGAAAUUCCAUCUAAUGCCCCACCAGAGAUUGAUGAAGCGAUGCUCGAGGAUCCCCUGACGCAGAGUGCGCCUGUGAAGGACGAAUCGAUGUCCGACGCGAACGACCGUGAAGGAAGCAAGGCGGCGGCGAGUGGUGGCACGCAGCACGACAAGCUGUACACCGCCGAGGGCAUCCUCGACCCCCGCAAGAAGAAAGCGGAGAAGAAGCGGCGCAAGGGGAACAAGUUCAGCGUGCUGAACGACAUGGACGCGGACUACGACUUCAAGGUGGAUUACCAGAUGAAGGAUGCCUCCCCCGCGGACGACGAAGAUGGCGAUGGCAGCAAAGCCGAGGGCGAAGAACCCAAGGGUGAAGACGACAAGAAAGACGCCCCUGCUGCGGAGUGCGAGCCUAUGACGAGUUGAUGAUGCGUCGUGAGAUAAGAACCGCAGGUUUUGGGGGUGCGAAUUAGUAGGUUGUAUUACAACUGUAUGAUGUGGGCUGCCAACAGUUGGCAGGAGUUUUUGUACGCCGUUAGGUUUAAUGAUGAAGACAGAUGCAACAAAUGGGAUGAUGCUUGUUUUUA